Molecule: messenger RNA, 1440 nt
Organism: Amphimedon queenslandica
Lineage: Eukaryota; Metazoa; Porifera; Demospongiae; Haplosclerida; Niphatidae
Product: dolichyl-diphosphooligosaccharide--protein glycosyltransferase 48 kDa subunit-like
Exons: 1
Coding region: 27-1361 (444 amino acids)
Cellular component (GO): oligosaccharyltransferase complex; endoplasmic reticulum membrane
Source: RefSeq, a predicted model, not a curated record
CACAUGUACAUUUUUAUUUUAAAACAAUGACAAAGAUGGCGCCCAGUAUGUUCGUUAUUUUAGGUGUUCUAUUUUCUGCGACAAGUGUUCUCAGCGGUGGAAAGAAGACUCUUGUCCUCUUGGAAAACCUUGCCACAAAAGACACUCAUUCAGUCUUCUUCUCCGAUCUCACUGAGCGUGGAUUUCAACUCACCUUCAAAAUGGCCGACGACCCUAACUUGGCUUUGGUGAAGUAUGGCGAAUACCUUUACGAGAACCUUAUAAUAUUCGCUCCGUCUGUGGAGGAAUUCGGCGGAACCAUCGACGUGGCCUCUCUUUCUAGUUUUGUCGAUCAAGGUGGCAACAUUUUGGUAGCUGCAAGCUCUCAAGUGGGUGACAUAUUGCGUGAGUUUGCUAUGGAAGUGGGCAUAGAACCUGACGAGAGGGACACUUCUGUCAUCGAUCACAUGAACUAUGACACAAAGGAUCGCGGGGAGCACACACGCCUUGUGGUUGACCAAUCAAACAUCAUUAGUUCAUCUCUCAUUGUUGGCGAUGACACCAAUUCCCCAGUCCUGUACAAUGGCUUGGGGCUAUUGGCUGAUCCAGAUAAUCCACUGGUCCUUGAGAUAAUGACCGGUUACACCACUUCAUACUCAUACAAUCCAUCUCAGGCUAUCACAGAGUAUCCUCAUGCUGUUGGCAAGAGCACUCUCCUCAUAGCAGGUCUUCAAGCUCGUAACAAUGCUAGAGUCGUUUUCUGUGGCUCUAUCGAUUUCUUUAGCAAUGCUUUCUUUGCUUCAUCCGUACAGAAAGCUCAAAAAGGUUCCAAGGGAUAUCCACUGAGUGGGAAUCGGGCCAUGGCAAGAGCUCUUGGUCAGUGGGUGUUCAAAGAGAAGGGAAUACUUCGUGUCAGUGGCGUACGCCAUCAUAAAGAAGGACAGGAGGAAGCCCCUGCUUCUUACACAGUAAAGGACAUGGUCUAUUAUUAUAUUAACAUAGAAGAGCUGGUAGGUGGUGAAUGGGUCCCUUAUACUGGCACAGAUGUACAGAUGGAGUUUGUACGCAUUGACCCAUUUGUGCGUACAUACCUCAACAAGACAAGAGAUGGGAAAUUAUAUUACAUUUUAUUCCAAUUACCUGAUGUGUAUGGUGUCUUCCAGUUUAAGGUUGAUUACAAUAGGCUUGGCUAUACUCAUCUCUUCAGUUCUACUCAAGUCUCUGUUAGGCCCUUCGAACAUACUCAAUACCAAAGAUUCAUAACGUCUGCUUAUCCCUACUACCUCAGUGCUUUUUCAAUGAUGAUUGGUGUGGCUCUCUUCUCUUGUGUCUUCCUUCAUUACCGUGAUCCUGAUACUGACAAGAAGAAGAAAAGGGACUGAUUGAUGACAGUACUAGUUAGCAUUAGUAGCAUUGAUUUGUUUACAAAGUUUUUUUUGAUAAAUGAAAGUUUCAAGUUGA